This is a messenger RNA of Notolabrus celidotus (New Zealand spotty), 9803 nucleotides long. It is a transcript of the gene nf1a, whose product is annotated as neurofibromin 1a. The transcript is spliced from 56 exons. Gene Ontology annotation, biological process: regulation of GTPase activity. NCBI's taxonomy places the organism in Eukaryota, Metazoa, Chordata, Actinopteri, Labriformes, Labridae. Bases 144 to 8402 code for a protein of 2752 amino acids. The record is from RefSeq and is a predicted model, not a curated record.
AAGAAGAGUUCCGGUGGUGUGUCAUGGCGGUGGCAUGGUGAAUCCUGCAGAAAGAGAAAAACCCUCUCCCGGCCAUCCAGGACCGACCUACAUGCAGAAGUGAUCCCGGGCUGCGGAUCGGACCGGAUCGGACCGGAUCGGACAUGGCGGCCCACAAACCGGUGGAGUGGGUCCAGGCCGUGAUCAGCAGGUUCGACGAGCAGCUCCCCAUCAAAGUGGGACACCAGAACACUCACACCAAAGUCAGCACGGAGCACAACAAGGAGUGUCUGAUCAACAUCUCCAAGUACAAGUUCUCCCUCGUCAUCAGCGGCCUCACCACCAUCCUCAAAAAUGUCAACAACAUGCGGAUAUUUGGAGAAGCUGCUGAGAAGAACCUCUACCUCUCUCAGCUCAUCAUCCUGGACACCCUGGAGAAGUGUUUGGCUGGGCAAUCUAAGGACUGUCUGCGUCUGGACGAGACGAUGCUGGUCAAACAGCUGCUUCCAGAGAUCUGUCAUUUCAUCCACACAUAUCGGGAGGGACACCAGCACGCCGCCGAGCUCCGGGUCUCCGCCUCGGCCGUCCUCUUCUCUCUGAGCUGCAACAACUUCAAUGCCGUCUUUAGCCGGAUCUCCACCAGGCUGCAGGAGCUGACCGUCUGCUCCGAGGACAACGUGGACGUUCACGACAUCGAGCUGAUGCAGUACAUAAACGUAGACUGCUCCAAGCUGAAGAGGCUGCUGCAGGAAACCGUGCUGAAGUUCAGAGCUCUGAAGAAACCUGCUCAGCUGGCCGUCAUCAACAGUCUAGAGAAGGCGUUUUGGAACUGGGUGGAGAAUUAUCCCGACGAGUUCACGAUGCUGUACCAGAGGCCGCAGGCUGACAUGGCAGAAGCUGCAGAGAAGCUGUUCGACCUGGUGGACAGCUUUGCAGAGAGCGCUAAGAGGAAGGCAGCCGUGUGGCCGCUGCAGAUCAUCCUCCUCAUCCUCUGUCCAGAGAUCACACACACCAUCUCCAAAGACACAGUGGACGACAGCAAGGCCAACAAGAAACUGUUCCUGGACAGUCUUCGUAAGGCUUUAUCGGGUCAGGGAGGAAGCAAACAGCUGAUGGAGAGCGCCGCCAUCGCCUGCGUCAAACUUUGCAAAGCCUGCACCUACAUCAACUGGGAGGACCACUCCACCAUCUUCCACCUGGUCAAGUCCAUCAUCAUGGAUCUGAAGGCUUUGCUGUUCAACCCGGCCAAACCGUUCUGGAGGGGGACAGGCAGCCAGAACGCCGACGUGGAGCUGAUGAUGGACUGCUUCGUCUCCUGUUUCCGCAUCAACCCUCACAACAACCAGCACUUUAAGGUCUGCUUGGCCUCCUCCUCCCCCUCCACCUUCCACUUUGUCCUGGUGAACUCCCUGCACAGAAUAAUCACUAAUUCUCACCUGGACUGGUGGCCAAAGAUCGACGCCGUGUACUCGUACUCCGGAGAGCUGCGCUUCAUGUUCUCAGACACCCUGAACAGAGUGAUCCAAGGAGCAGGGACGCACCCUCCUCUACGCAUGACCCCGAGUCUGACGUUUAAAGGCAAGAUGAGCACCAGCCUGAAAUUCAAAGAGAAAGCCACAGACCUGGACACGCGAAGCUACAAGUGCCUGCUGCUCGCUUUAGUCAAGCUCAUCCACGCCGACCCCAAACUCAUGCUGCACAACCCAGUGAAGCAGGCUCCAGAGAUGCAGAGCAGCACAGCGGAACUCAUCACCGGUCUCGUGCAGCUGGUUCCUCUCACCAACACCACCCAGCUAUCUCAGGAGGCCAUGGAGGCUCUGUUAGUCCUGCACCAGCCUGAGACCAUCGAGCUGUGGAACCCAGAGGCCCCCAUAGAGACGUUUUGGGACAUUAGCUCUCAGGUUCUCUUCCUGAUCUGCCGUAAACUGAUCAGUCAGCAGAUGGUCAACGGGACGGAAGUUCUGAAGUGGCUGCGGGAGAUCCUGAUCUGCAGGAACAAGUUCCUGCUGAAGAACAAGGAGUGUGCCACAAUGGGCGCGGGGAUCCCGAUCUGUCGCCAGGCUCAGACGAAGCUGGAGGUCAGUCUCUACAUGUUCCUGUGGAGUCCUGACACCGAGGCCGUGCUGGUGGCCAUGUCGUGUUUCCGUCACCUCUGCGAGGAGGCCGACAUCCGCAGCGCCGCAGACGAGGUCUCCGUCCAGACCAUCCUGCCAAACUACGCCACCUUCAGCGAGCUGGCCUCCGUCAGCAACAUGAUGGGGACAGGACGCUCCACGCUGCAGAAAAGAGUGAUGGCCUUACUGAGGAGGAUAGAGCACCCCACUCCAGGAAACAUCGAGGCCUGGGAGGACACGUAUGCUAAGUGGGACCACGUCACCAAACAGAUCCUCAACUUCCCUAAAAACAAAGCAGAGGACGGCCAGGAGUGGAUCAACAUGACGGGCUUCCUGUGCGCCCUGGGCGGCGUGUGUCUCCAGCAGCGUAGCACCCCCGGCCCCGCGACCUACAGCCCCCCCAUGGGCCCCAUGAGCGAGCGCAAACACUCCAUGAUCUCCAUGGGUCCCUGCGACGUGUCCAACCCCAUGGGCUCGUCCUGCUCCUCCUCGGCCUCCAGCGAGACGCCCGUCAGCCGAUUCAUCGACCGGCUGCUCGCCCUGCUCGUCUGCGGACACGACCGGGUCGGACUCCACGUCCGCACCAACGUCAAAGACCUUCUGGGGCUGGAGCUAAGCCCCGCCCUCUACCCCAUGCUCUUCAACAAGCUGAGGAACAGCAUCGGGAAGUUCUUUGACACGCAGGGCCCGGUUCCUAUAAACGAGACCAACACACAGUUUGUGGAGCAGACCAUCGCCAUCAUGAAGAACCUUCUGGAUAACCACACCGAGGGCAGCUCCGAGCACCUGGGACAGGCCAGCAUCGAGACCAUGAUGCUCAACCUGGUCAGGUACGUGCGGAUCCUGGGUAACGCGGUCCACGCCAUCCAGAUCAAGACCAAACUGUGUCAGCUGGUGGAGGUGAUGAUGGAACGACGAGACGACCUGUCCUUCUGCCAGGAGAUGAAGUUCAGGAACAAGAUGGUGGAGUAUCUGACCGAUUGGGUGAUGGGGACGUCUAACCAGGCGGCUGACGACGACAUCAAGUGUCUGACCAGGGACCUGGACCAGGCCAGCAUGGAGGCCGUGGUGUCUCUGUUAGCCGGUCUUCCUCUGCAGCCUGAGGAGGGCGAUGGAGUCGAACUGAUGGAGGCUAAAUCUCAGCUGUUCCUCAAGUACUUCACCCUCUUCAUGAACCUCCUGAACGACUGCAGCGAGGUGGAGGACGAGGGGCAGGCGGUGGGAGGACGUAAGCGAGGGAUGUCCCGGCGCCUGGCCUCCCUGCGUCACUGCACCGUCCUCGCCAUGUCCAACCUGCUCAACGCCAACGUGGACAGUGGCCUCAUGCACUCCAUCGGUCUGGGCUACCACAAAGACCUGCAGACCCGAGCCACCUUCAUGGAGGUCCUGACCAAGAUCCUGCAGCAGGGGACGGAGUUCGACACGCUGGCGGAGACGGUGCUGGCAGACCGCUUCGAAAGGCUGGUUGAGCUGGUGACCAUGAUGGGGGACCAGGGGGAGCUGCCCAUCGCCAUGGCGCUCGCUAACGUCGUCCCCGGGUCGCAGUGGGACGAGCUGGCGCGGGUCCUGGUGACCCUGUUUGAUUCCCGUCACCUGCUCUACCAGCUGCUGUGGAACAUGUUCUCAAAGGAGGUGGAGCUGGCCGACUCCAUGCAGACCCUGUUCAGAGGAAACAGUCUGGCCAGCAAGAUCAUGACCUUCUGUUUCAAGGUGUACGGAGCGGCCUACCUGCAGAAGCUGCUGGAGCCGCUGCUGAGAGGAGUCAUCACCACACCGGAACACAUCAGCUUCGAGGUGGACCCCACCAGGCUGGAGCAGGGGGAGAACCUGGAGGAGAACCAGAGGAACCUGCUGCAGAUCACCGAGCGCUUCUUCCAGGCCAUCAUCGGCUCGUCCAGCGAGUUCCCCCCUCAGCUACGCAGUGUCUGCCACUGUCUCUACCAGGUGGUGAGUCAGCGCUUCCCUCAGAACAGCAUCGGCGCCGUGGGCAGCGCCAUGUUCCUGAGAUUCGUCAACCCCGCCAUCGUGUCUCCGUACGAGGCCGGCAUCCUGGACAAGAAGCCGCUUCCUCGGAUCGAGCGAGGCCUGAAACUCAUGUCCAAGAUCCUGCAGAGUAUCGCCAACCACGUCCUGUUCACGAAAGAAGAACACAUGAGGCCGUUUAACGACUUCGUCAAGAGCAACUUUGACGCAGCCCGGAGGUUUUUCUUGGACAUCGCCUCCGACUCGCCGCCCAGCGACUCCGUCAACCACAGCCUGUCCUUCAUCAGCGACGGGAACGUGCUCGCUCUGCACCGCCUGCUGUGGAACAACCAGGAGCGGAUCGGACAGUACCUGUCCAGCAACAGGGACCACAAGGCCGUCGGCAGGAGACCGUUCGAUAAGAUGGCGACCCUGCUGGCCUACCUGGGACCUCCGGAGCACAAACCUGUGGCGGACACACACUGGUCCAGUCUCAACCUGACCAGCUCCAAAUUUGAGGAGUUCAUGACCAGGCAUCAGGUCCACGAGAAGGAGGAGUUUAAAGCCUUAAAGACCCUCAACAUUUUCUACCAGGCCGGAACAUCCAAGACCGGGAACCCCGUCUUCUACUACGUGGCCCGGAGGUUUAAAACGGGACAGAUAAAUGGGGACCUGCUCAUCUAUCACGUCCUCCUCACCCUCAAACCGUACUACGCCAAACCCUACGAGAUCGUGGUGGACCUCACCCACGUGGGACCCAGCAAUCGCUUCAAGACCGACUUUCUGUCCAAGUGGUUCGUGGUGUUCCCCGGCUUCGCCUACGAGAACGUGGCGGCCGUGUACGUCUACAACUGCAACACCUGGGUGAGGGAGUACACCAAGUACCACGAGCGGCUGCUGACCGGGCUGAAGGGCAGCAAACGACUCCAGUUCAUCGACUCCCCGGCCAAGCUGGCCGAGCACAUCGAGCCCGACCAGCAGAAGCUUCCUGCGGCCACGCUGACUCUGGAGGAGGACCUGAAGGUGUUCCACAAUGCCCUGAAGCUGGCCCACAAAGACACCAAGGUCUCCAUAAAGGUGGGCUCCACGGCGGUCCAGGUGACUUCAGCCGAGCGCACCCGGGUCCUCGGCCAGCCGGUCUUCCUCAACGACGUCUACUACGCCUCUGAGAUCGAAGAGAUCUGCCUGGUGGAUGAGAGCCAGUUCACCCUCACCAUGGCCAACCAGGGCACGCCGCUCACGUUCAUGCACCAGGAGUGCGACGCCAUCGUCCAGUCCAUCAUCCACAUCCGGACGCGCUGGGAGCUGUCGCAGCCCGACUCCAUCCCUCAGCACACCAAGAUCAGACCCAAAGACGUGCCCGGGACUCUGCUCAACAUUGCCCUACUGAACCUUGGCAGCUCGGACCCCAGCCUCAGGUCUGCAGCGUACAACCUGCUGUGUGCUCUGACCUGCACCUUCAACUUGAAGAUUGAGGGCCAGCUGCUGGAGACGUCCGGCCUCUGCAUCCCCGCCAACAACACGCUCUUCAUCGUCUCCAUCAGCAAGACUCUGGCUGCCAACGAGCCUCACCUGACCCUGGAGUUCCUGGAGGAGUGCAUCUCCGGCUUCAGCAAGUCCAGUAUCGAGCUGAAGCAUCUGUGUCUGGAGUACAUGACCCCCUGGCUGCUGAACCUGGUCCGCUUCUGUAAGCACAACGACGACGCCAAACGCCAGCGCGUCACCGCCAUCCUGGACAAACUCAUCACCAUGACGAUCAACGAGAAGCAGAUGUACCCGUCCAUCCAGGCGAAGAUCUGGGGCAGCCUGGGCCAGAUCACAGACCUGCUGGAUGUGGUCCUGGACAGCUUCAUCAAGACCAGCGCCACCGGAGGACUGGGAUCCAUCAAAGCUGAGGUCAUGGCUGACACCGCCGUGGCUCUGGCUUCAGGGAACGUCAAACUGGUCUCCAGUAAGGUAAUCGGUCGUAUGUGUAAGAUCAUUGAUAAGACGUGCCUGUCGCCGACGCCCACGCUGGAGCAGCACCUGAUGUGGGACGACAUCGCCAUCUUGGCCCGCUACAUGCUCAUGCUGUCCUUCAACAACUCGCUGGACGUGGCGGCUCACCUGCCGUACCUGUUCCACGUGGUGACCCUGCUGGUGGCCACCGGGCCGCUCUCCCUCAGGGCCUCCACCCACGGAUUGGUCAUCAACAUCAUCCACUCGCUGUGCACCUGCUCGCAGCUCAACUUCAGCGAGGAGACGAAGCAGGUCCUGAGGCUGAGUCUGACCGAGUUCUCGCUGCCAAAGUUUUACCUCCUGUUCGGCAUUAGCAAAGUGAAGUCUGCCGCCGUCAUCGCCUUCCGCUCCAGCUACAGAGACCGCUCCUUCUCCCCUGGGUCGUACGAGAGGGAGACGUUUGCCCUGUCGUCUCUGGAGACCGUCACAGAGGCCUUACUGGAGAUCAUGGAGGCCUGCAUGAGAGACAUCCCAGCAUGCAAGUGGUUAGACCAGUGGACUGAGCUGGCUCAGAAGUUUGCGUUCCAGUACAACCCGUCCCUGCAGCCUCGGGCUCUGGUGGUGUUCGGCUGCAUCAGUAAGAGAGUGAGCCAUGGGCAGAUCAAGCAGAUCAUCCGGAUCCUCAGCAAGGCCAGUCCUCUGCUCAGCAUCGACCGGGGUCUGGAGAGCUGUCUGAAAGGUCCGGAUAAUUACAACAGCCAGGUGUUAAUCGAGGCCACGGUGAUCGCUCUGACGAAGCUGCAGCCGCUCCUCAGCAAGGAGUCUCCCAUGCACAAAGCUCUGUUCUGGGUGGCGGUGGCGGUGCUGCAGCUGGAUGAGGUGAACCUGUACUCUGCAGGGACGGCGCUGCUGGAGCAGAACCUGCACACUCUGGACACCAUGAGGGUCUUUAACGACAAGAGUCCGGAGGAGGUGUUCAUGGAGAUCCGGCGCCCUCUGGAGUGGCACUGUAAACAGAUGGAUCACUUUGUGGGCCUCAACUUCAGCGCCAACUUCAACUUCGCUCUGGUGGGACACCUGCUCAAAGGAUACAGACACCCGUCGGCCACCACCGUAGCGAGGACGGUGAGGAUCCUGCACACUCUGCUCGCUCUCAUCAGCAAACAUCUCAAGUGUGACAAGUUUGAGGUGAACACGCACAGCGUGGCGUACCUGGCAGCUCUGCUUACCGUGUCAGAGGAAGUCCGGAGCCGCUGCAGCCUCAAACACAGGAAGUCUCUGCUGAUCUCUGACCUUUCCAUGGACCCCGUACCCAUGGACACAUACUCCAGUCACAUCACUGACCCCAGCUGCAGGACUCUGCGAGAGACUCAGCCGUGGACGUCUCCUCAGGUUUCUGAGCGCUACCUGUCGGCCCAUCACUACCCCACCGUGGGUCAGAUCAGCCCCCGCACACGCAAGUCCAUGAGCCUGGACAUGGGCCAGCCGUCACAGGCCAACACCAAGAAGCUCCUGGGCACCAGGAAGAGCUUCGACCACCUCAUUUCAGACUCUAAAGCACCAAAGAGACCAGAGAUGGAGUCCGGGAUGACCACGCCUCCCAAGAUGAGGCGUGUUGCAGAGAACGACUACGAGAUCGAGACGCAGAGGAUCGGGAACUCCCACCUGCGUAAGGUGUCCGUGUCUGAGUCCAACGUGCUGCUGGACGAGGAGGUCCUGACCGACCCGAAGAUCCAGGCUCUGCUGCUCACUGUGCUGGCCACGCAGGUCAAAUACACCACGGACGACUUCGACCAAAGGAUCCUCUACGAGUACUUGGCUGAGGCCAGCGUCGUCUUCCCAAAGGUGUUCCCCGUCGUACACAACCUGCUGGACUCAAAGAUCAACACUGUGCUGUCCAUGUGUCAGGACACUAACCUGCUGAACCCGGUGCACGGCAUCGUACAGAGCGUGGUGUACCACGAGGAGUCGCCGCCUCAGUACCAGCCCUCCUACCUGCAGAGCUUCGGCUUUAACGGGCUCUGGAGGUUUGCCGGACCGUUCUCGAAGCAAACUCAGAUCCCGGACUACGCCGAGCUGAUCGUGAAGUUCCUGGAGGCGUUGAUCGACAGCUACCUGCCGGCGGCUGACGAAGAGCGAGGGGAGGAGCAGCUGAGGACGCCCACCUCCCCGUACCCCCCCACCUCCCAGAGCCAGCUCAGCAUCACUGCCAACCUCAACCUGUCCAACUCCAUGACCUCACUGGCCACCUCGCAGCACUCGCCAGGUGUGGAUAAGGAGAACGUCCAGCUCUCGCCCAGCUCCGCUCUGUCCAGUGGGGGGCGCACUCGUCACGGCUCAGCCAGUCAGGUCCAGAAGCAGCGCAGCGCCGGCAGCUUCAAGAGACCCAGUAUCAAGAAGAUCGUCUGAACAGGCGGAGAACACCUGCACCACUCUCCUCUUCCUCCUCCUGUCCGCCCCUCCCCCUGCCUGCCGGGCCUCACGCUGCACUCCACCUUCUUCUUCUCCUUCUAUUCUUCUUCUUCUCCUUCUAUUCUUCUUUUUCUUCUUCUUCUUCUUCUUCUUCUUCUUCUUCUUCUUCUUCUUCUGGUCGUUGCUGUGGCAGGAGUGACUUUGCAUCGAGGAGGAGCAUCCCAAAGGGCAGACCUGAGUUUAGAGCUGCUCAGCUUCGAGUGGGCUCACGUGGACGAGGAGUUCUUCUUCUGUGGUGUCUGGAGGUCGUGUGAGCUAUUCUCCAGACGCUGGAGGACGAAGGCCACACCGACAAACACUAACAGUCUGCAGGAGGAGACCUGUGGCCGGUCUCUGAGCCCUCCUCUAACACUCCUGACACUCUGACGGAGGCCAGGUGGGGACGUGGCCUCUGGGACAUGCUGGCCCCUCCCCCUUGGCCCUGUACAUAUUUACAUAGACAGAUUGUGUAUAAGUCGUCCUUAGUGCUGAUCGAUGUUGCCGUUCUCUCCAUGGUGUGCCUUUGUCAGGGUUUUUUAAUGUGUACGAUUUGUAAAGGUGACCCAGCCGGGGGACGAAGAACAGGUACUAAUUAUGGAGGCGAGCCGUUCAUAUCACCACGAGUCCGACACGAGCUGCCUCGCCCGCGGCCUCCAAUGAUCGUCAGAUAUACAAUCAUCCAUAUACCCUGAUGCCUGAGAGUAUUUAUCCUGUACAGCUAGAUACAGCCUCCCUUCUCCUCCUUCUUCUUCUUCUCUUCCCAUCUCGUUCGUCCACGCCCUGAACACCAGGGGAACCACGCAGCAGCCGCCGCCGCCGUGUACAUAGCUCCACGCUCUCUCUCUCUCUCUCUCUCUCUCUCUCUCUCUCUCUCUCUCUCUCUCUCUCUCUCCCUCUCUCUCCGUCCGUCUCUGUGUGUUUGCUUUUAUCUCUCUUUUUAUUUUUAAUCCUGAUCCGUGCGUUUUAAUUUGUUAACUCAGCAACGAGGAAAAGUGUGGAAUAGGCAAUAAUCCUCUGCUCACGAUCAUCCCGUCACUCAUUGAUUUUAUUCAUGCACGAACGUUCACAGCUCUGUCGGCUCGAUGCUGGACGAGGAACGAACUCCUGAUCUGAUCGAUCCGAUGGAUCUCAGAGCUCUGUCUGUUUCUCCUGCAGCGUCUGAGCUACGAGCGGCUCAGACUCUCUGAGGAAACACCCUGCAGAUUAAAAACAAACCAUCAGGACUGAGAUCAUCCAACUCAGAGAUCAACACUCAGAGACACUUCUGUGUCUGAACAUUAAAGUUCAUCCUUUCACUCUCCUCUCAGACUCUGCAGGUCGUGUUUUGAUCUGUUGGUAGUAGAUCACAGCGUCCUGUAG